Molecule: messenger RNA, 4206 nt
Organism: Microcebus murinus (gray mouse lemur)
Lineage: Eukaryota; Metazoa; Chordata; Mammalia; Primates; Cheirogaleidae
Gene: WASF1
Product: WASP family member 1
Biological process (GO): actin cytoskeleton organization; positive regulation of Arp2/3 complex-mediated actin nucleation
Cellular component (GO): SCAR complex; cytoskeleton; lamellipodium
Molecular function (GO): protein kinase A regulatory subunit binding; Arp2/3 complex binding; actin binding
Source: RefSeq, a predicted model, not a curated record
GUCCCCCUCCCCCAAACUGAGGCUUGGGUAGUACCAUAGAGCUUCACGAAACGGGGGGAAGAGGGAUCUUUACUCCCACUGAUGGGUGAGUGGGCGGAGGCUGCAUUUCCCACCACGGUUGCACCUGGGCACUGGGGGCUGGAACGUAAAGUGGGAAUCUUGAGUUCCAGGACCUAAGACUGGCCAGGAAUAGCUCCUGGGUGGAAGGGUAGGAAAUUAGGUGGAGAGAGCCCCGCGGUCCCCCCUGCUUCUGGCGCGGGUCCCCGCGCCCGGUAUCGGAGCGUCGCGCGCGGGGAGGGGGCGGCUGGGGGGCAGCGGCCGCUCGCGGUGUUGUUCGCUCGCGCGUCGAGCACACGGUGGGUCCGGCGGCCGGCGGGCGCCCCGGGCGGCGUUCCCCGUGGCCUGGCGCCUCGGCCGGUGCCCCGAGCGGAUCCCGCCCCAGAGUCUGACGCUCCUGCGGGCUCUAGGUGGAGUCCCGGGAGCUGAGGGGGACCGGCGACCGCCGCCGAAGCAUGAAGAAGGGGUAAGGCAAGAGCCCCCCAAGAUUUCACGGUGAAGUGGCACAGGGGUUGAUCUCAAGAUGCCAUUAGUGAAAAGAAACAUCGAUCCUAGGCAUUUGUGCCACACAGCACUGCCUAGAGGCAUUAAGAAUGAACUGGAAUGCGUAACCAAUAUUUCCUUGGCAAAUAUAAUUAGACAACUAAGUAGCCUGAGUAAAUAUGCUGAAGAUAUAUUUGGAGAAUUAUUCAAUGAAGCACAUAGUUUUUCCUUCAGAGUUAACUCAUUGCAAGAACGUGUGGACCGUUUAUCUGUUAGUGUUACACAGCUUGAUCCUAAGGAAGAAGAAUUGUCUUUGCAAGAUAUAACAAUGAGAAAAGCUUUCCGAAGUUCUACAAUUCAAGAUCAGCAGCUUUUUGAUCGCAAGACUUUGCCUAUUCCAUUACAGGAGACAUAUGAUGUUUGUGAACAGCCUCCACCUCUCAAUAUACUCACUCCUUAUAGAGAUGAUGGUAAAGAAGGUUUGAAGUUUUAUACCAAUCCUUCAUAUUUCUUCGAUCUGUGGAAAGAAAAAAUGUUGCAAGAUACAGAGGAUAAGAGGAAGGAAAAGAGGAAACAAAAGCAGAAAAAUCUAGAUCGUCCUCAUGAACCAGAAAAAGUGCCAAGAGCACCUCAUGACAGGCGGAGAGAAUGGCAGAAGCUGGCCCAAGGUCCAGAGCUGGCUGAAGAUGAUGCUAAUCUGUUACAUAAGCAUAUUGAAGUUGCUAAUGGCCCAGCCUCUCACUUUGAAACAAGACCUCAGACAUACGUGGAUCAUAUGGAUGGAUCUUAUUCACUUUCUGCCUUGCCAUUUAGUCAGAUGAGUGAGCUUCUGACUAGAGCUGAGGAAAGGGUAUUAGUCAGACCACAUGAACCACCUCCACCUCCGCCGAUGCAUGGAGCAGGAGAUGCGAAACCCAUACCCACCUGUAUCAGUUCUGCUACAGGUUUGAUAGAAAAUCGCCCUCAGUCACCAGCUACAGGCAGAACACCUGUGUUUGUGAGCCCCACUCCCCCACCUCCUCCACCACCUCUUCCAUCUGCCUUGUCAACUUCCUCAUUAAGAGCUUCAAUGACUUCAACUCCUCCCCCACCAGUACCUCCCCCACCUCCACCUCCAACCACUGCUUUGCAAGCUCCAGCAGUACCACCACCUCCAGCUCCUCUUCAGAUUGCCCCUGGAGUUCUUCACCCAGCUCCUCCUCCAAUUGCACCUCCUCUAGUACAGCCCUCUCCACCAGUAGCUAGAGCUGCCCCAGUAUGUGAGACUGUACCAGUUCAUCCACUCCCACAAGGUGAAGUUCAGGGGCUGCCUCCACCCCCACCACCGCCUCCUCUGCCUCCACCUGGCAUUCGACCAUCAUCACCUGUCACAGUUGCAGCUCUUGCUCAUCCUCCCUCUGGGCUACAUCCAACUCCAUCCACUGCCCCAGGUCCCCAUGUUCCAUUAAUGCCUCCAUCUCCUCCAUCACAAGUUAUACCUGCUUCUGAGCCAAAGCGUCAUCCAUCAACCCUACCUGUAAUCAGUGAUGCCAGGAGUGUACUACUGGAAGCAAUACGGAAAGGUAUUCAGCUACGCAAAGUAGAAGAGCAGCGUGAACAGGAAGCUAAACAUGAACGCAUUGAAAACGAUGUUGCUACCAUUCUGUCUCGCCGUAUUGCUGUGGAAUAUAGUGAUUCAGAAGAUGAUUCAGAAUUUGAUGAAGUAGAUUGGUUGGAAACAUUCCCGGAAGAUAAGAAAAUAAAUACCUGCAGACUGACAAAGCCAAAUAUGUCGUGUCCAUUUUAAAAUCAAAAUAACCUUUUACCCUAAAUAUUCAUCUUAACUUGCUGAGAGACUUUUGGAACAGAUCAGUCAAUGGUCAGUUUUAAUACCCUAAGAAGAAUGAAAGUUACUGGGUAGUGAAUGAUUGUCUUCUUAUUGAAUUAUUUUACUAUUCAACAAGAUCAUAUACAAGCAGAGUCAGAAAAAAUGAAUUGUAUACCAUGGGGAUACAAUUUGCGUCAUUUGGUUGAGGUUACCCAUUUACCUGCAUAUUACCAAAUCCAGUGAAUGCUUUUUAGUCCUUAAUUCAUUUAAUCUUUAUUCUGUAUUUAUUCUCCCUCCUUGAAACUUCCAAUCCUUUUGACCUUUGUGACACUGUUUCUUCCUCUUCUCUUUCCCCCAUAAUGGUGAAGGAGGGGGAAAUAGCUAGCAGCAGUGGUGUUAGGGAUGAAAUGCAGUUACUGUGGCAGGGAAGGGAGUUUCUCUGUAUCUUUUCCUAAGUAAGAGAUAUUUGUAAGCUUCAGAUUUACAAGACAUUUUAAGCUAUCACCAUUGCUUUUUAUAACUUAUUGGGGCAGACGAGAUGACUUCUAAGGCAUUUUCAUGUUAUAAAUGUUUAUUAAAAGAUAAAUAAGAAAAAUCUUCAUUUGGGUUGAAUUCUGUAAAUUAUGAAACACCUUGCUCUAUUCCACUUUUAGAAAGCCCUACCCUUUCUUUAAUAACCACCUCACAUUUGUAUUUUCAUGAAGUCUUCUCUGAUUACCACAGCCGGAGUUCAUGUGCCUUUUGAAUUUCUAUAAUUCUCUUAUUAUAAGCUUUCCUCAAAUGAUACUCAUAACAUUUUGCAUCACAGUUAUUACUUAUUUGAGCUUGCCAAAUAGAUUAUUCACAAGACAGCAGGAGUGUUGUCUUAAACAAACAACUCACAACAUCUCUUCUGAUAAUCAGGUUUAGAAAUCCCCACCCUCCCUUUCUUUUGUCCACUAGGACUCUUAAAAUUAUUUCUUCCUAGGCACUGCUCCUGUUUAAAAUUUCUUUCUCCACUAAUUUCAGUAGCAUAGUUGAUGUAAAAUUAUUCCUAAUUUCAUCAAAAUUUGGUAUGUGUGUAUUUUAAUAAAUGGAAAGUAUAGGAAUGACUCUUUUAGCCGAAGGUUAAAAUUAUUAGUAUUUCUGAAGCCACUUUUUAAGGCAGAGAGCAAAAUUGAUCAAUUGUUUUGAUUUAAUGGGAAUUCUCAUGAAUUACUUUCAAAACACAGCUUGAAAUUUGCCCUUAGUAAAUAUCCCACUGCUGUUUAUUUUUUUCGUUUUUAUUUCACUACAUUUGUCUUAACCCCAGCUUUUUUAACCACUUCCCUAAACUGAAACAACUAUAAAAUAAAUUAUUUAAAGCUCCUAAGUAGUUCAAGAAUUCAUUUUAGAAUCUAUUAUCUCCGUAAUAUCCACUUAGUAAAAAAAAUGCAAAUAAGCCAAUGCAAGAUAUUAAUCAUGCAAUAUCAGGGUUUAUAGCUUUGCCAUGUUGAACUAAUGAAAAGGAAUAUCAAAUUAUGAUAUUUAUAAAUUGUGCCAUAUAACUUAUAAUUAAUUAAAGUCAUCUUACUGAAGCCAAACAGAAUGCAUAGGAUCCUUGUAAUACAGAGAAUACAUUUUUUCCUCCCUUAUUCAUUGCUGUACUAAGAACAAAUUUAUUUGUGUUCUCUAGAAUGCAUCAGUAAUCUCUGUUGCUUUUCAAGCCCAACAACCAGCUCUGAAUAAAGAGUGAAUACCAGCCUUGAAUGAACGUUUCAGAUACUUUUUUAAAAGGCUAGUCAUCAAUACCUUUUUAUUAUUGUAAGGCCAGCUGCUCUGACUUUUUUUCCUUUAGAAAAAAAAAAUUAAACACAACUGAACAUGUAUUGAAGUCAUCU